Molecule: messenger RNA, 815 nt
Organism: Ictidomys tridecemlineatus (thirteen-lined ground squirrel)
Lineage: Eukaryota; Metazoa; Chordata; Mammalia; Rodentia; Sciuridae
Source: RefSeq, a predicted model, not a curated record
GUUGUGUUUGCUAUUACGGAGAUUCCUAUCUAGAAUUUCAGAAUGUGUUUUUAAAUCCACAAAAUAACAUCACCCUGGAAUUUCAGACCUUCAGUCCUUAUGGACUCCUGCUGUAUGUCAAGCAAGAAUCAAAUUCAAUAGAUGGAUUUUUUAUUCAAUUGUUUAUUGAAAAUGGUACUUUAAAGUACCACUUUUUCUGUGCUGGUGAAACAAAAUUGAAAAGCAUUCACACUACCAUUAGAGUGGAUGAUGGACAAAGAUAUAAACUGUUUAUCAGACAAGAUUUGGACCCAUGUAGAGCUGAAAUGACUAUUCUAGGAAGGAUUAUAGAAAGCAGCAUAUCUAUUGAUGACAUGCCUGGAAAACCACUGUCAAAAUCAUGGUCUAUCUUUAUUGGUGGAUUACCAGAUCUUCAUGCAAAAACAAAGAUUUCUGGACCAGUUGAAAAUUUUAUUGGCUGCAUACGAGUUGUGGAAAUCAAUAACCAGGGAACUUUCAUUCCAUCCAUGGCAGUGAAAAAAAAUCACGUUGAGAACUGCAGAUCUCAAGAUCUGUCUCCAAUGACCUCUGUUGUUCCUUCUGUUAUGAUGCAAGUGACCGAUUCCAGAUGUUCUUCCCUCAGCCUCUCUCCAGCUGCGCCACCUGUCUGCCAGGAAAAUGAGUGCCACAAUGGAGGCACUUGCCACCCCCUCUUCCUGUCAAGCACUGUCAUUUCCUUCCAGUGUGACUGUCCACUACAUUUUACAGGCCGUUUCUGCGAAAAAGGUAAUCACUUACACUUCUCUAUUCCUUUUGCAAACGUCUUACGCCAGUAG